This is a messenger RNA of Magnolia sinica, 918 nucleotides long. RefSeq lists its product as uncharacterized. Lineage: Eukaryota; Viridiplantae; Streptophyta; Magnoliopsida; Magnoliales; Magnoliaceae. The transcript is spliced from 2 exons. The record is from RefSeq and is a predicted model, not a curated record. Bases 1 to 918 code for a protein of 305 amino acids.
AUGUGCCGGACAUUUUCCCUUACUCUAUCCGACGUUGCACAACUGUGGUUCAAGCAACUCAAACCGAGAUCCAUUAGUUUGUUCGCUGAGCUAAGCGAUGCUUUCGUCGCUAACUUCAUCGGAGGAAAGAAGAGGCUUAAAGCAUCAGCGCACUUGAACAACGUAGUCCAGAAAGAGGGUGAACUCCUCAAGGACUAUAUCAGGCGCUUCAAUCUUGAAGCAUUACAAGUUCGAAAGUACUUUGAUGAAACAACCCUCAAUUCCAUCAUGCAAGGGGUGGGGGACAAGUUGUUCUUGUCAUCUCUCAAUAAGAAUCCUCCGACUACCUUGGUCGAAUUUAUGGCUUGCUCGGAAAAAUACGUCAAUGCCGAGGAAACACAAAUCCUACGUGAGGCCGCUUAUAGUGUGCUAAAAACCCUGAGAAACAGUCGGCUAAAAAAGAAAUUGACUCUGCCAGUGGUAAAAAGUGAAAAGACGAGCAUCCACGAGAUAAUCGCAAGUUGGGAAAUCGAGAGGCUCAUCCAAGAAGGUCACUUGGGAGAGCAUAUUGACCGAGAAGCCAGGGGUACUGAAGAACGGAUGGACGACAACCGACCUAUCGAAGAAAUCCGAACAAUCGUUGGCGAUCAUCAAGGCGAGGGUGAUUCAAAUAAUGCUCGAAAGAACCAUGCAAGGAACAUCAGUCGGCCCGAGUCAGAAAUCAUGAUCUUGAGUCGGCCUACCAAGGAAAGAAAGAAAGAGAAACAUUACAUAUCGUUUGCUGAUGAAGACGCCCGAGGCAUCUGUCACCCUCAUGACGAUGCCCUGGUCAUUAUUCUCACCAUAGCAAAUCACAGAGUCUUCCGUAUCCUAGUCAACAUAGGCUCAUCUACAGACAUACUGUUCACGCAAGCGGUUGAUAAGAUGGGAAUUGAAUAG